GUAGAUCUUUAUUCUUUCGACAGCUCGCACCGAGUACUCAACGCAGACCAUAAUGUCGAAAUUGGUGGUGUUGUUAUGCGUAGUGGCGAUGGCGGCGGCCAAGCCCGGGCUAGUGGCGCCAUUGGCAUACAGCGCGGUGCCGGCAGUCAGCUCGUUGUCGCAGUACAGCUCCAGCGUGUACCAUGGCACGCCGCUGUACGCGCCCUCCCUCUACCAGGCUUCGUACGUCACCCCCGCUGUGGCUGCUCUCUCUCAAGCGCCCAACUCUCCGGCCGUGGUACUCGACGCAGUCAAUGGCGUACCCCUGGACACCCCCGAAGUCGUCUCCGCUCGCCUUGCCCACUAUCAGGCGAAGGCACUCUCUGGCGUCCACCAUCUCCGCAAGCGUUCCGUCGCGCCCCUGACUUACAGCACUCUCGUCUCCCCUGUCACCCACGGCGCUGUCGUAUCCCCUGUCGCUCCUCUCACCUACUCCUCUUACUCUCCCUACGUAUCCGCGUACUCUGCGCCCACUUUGGUGUCAUCUCCUCUUACUUACUCCGCUGUACUCCCUAAAGCUUACGGCGUCCACGCUUGCUGUAUUGAGACUAGUAUAAAAACGAUAUACUACCCAAAAGAAAGCAUCAGUUUGUUAUUUACGUCUGAACUAACACAGACCACGAUGAAUUCGCUGGUGGUGUUGUUUUCAUUGAUGGCUUUAGCCACGGCAAAGCCUUCACACCUUGUGGCUUUCUCUGGUGCACCAUCGGCCUAUACAUCGGAAUCCAGAGUCGAUGUCCACUCAUCGCCUUCGAUUGUGACAUCAGCCGCCGUCGCUCCGGUCGCUCGGACAUACGUCGCCGGUCCCGCAUUCGCCGCUGCUAAUGGUGCCUUUGCUGCUCCUGCAGCGUACUCUCAGCACUCCCGUGUGGACUACGUGAAGUCUUCGCCGGCUGUAGUGAGCACCUAUGCUGCUGCUCCCGCUGCUUUUGCUACACCAGUCGUUGCAGGCCCUGCUGCUUCAUCAUACCAGUCUCGAGUGGACAUCAAGUCCUCUCCCGCUGUAGUCAAUACUUACUCUGCUGCCCCAGUAGUUUCAUCUGCGGCUAUCGCUGCUCCAGCGGCCUUUGCUGCUCAAGCUGCUUUUGCUGCUCCCGCUGCUAUCGCCGCUCCUGCUGCGACCUCAUAUCAAUCUCGUUUAGACAUUAAAUCAUCACCCACGGUAGUCAACACUUACUCAGCAGCUCCCGUAGUUGCACCCGCAGCUAUUUCUGCCCCUGCCGCUAUUGCAGCUCCUGCCGCAACAUCUUACCAAACUCGUUUGGACAUUAAGUCAUCUCCUGCCGUAGUUAGCACUUACUCAGCAGCUCCCGUUGUUGCUCAAGCGGCCUUUGCUGCUCCCGCUGCUAUCGCUGCUCCUGCCGCGACCUCAUAUCAAUCUCGUUUAGACAUUAAAUCAUCUCCCGCCGUAGUCAACACUUACUCAGCAGCUCCCGUAGUUGCACCCGCAGCUAUUUCUGCCCCUGCCGCUAUUGCAGCACCUGCCGCAACAUCUUACCAAACUCGUUUGGACAUUAAGUCAUCUCCUGCCGUAGUUAGCACUUACUCUGCCGCUCCCGCGGCUUUUGCCGCUCCUGCCGCAAUUGCAGCGCCUGCCGCAACAUCGUAUCAAUCAAGAUUGGACAUUAAGUCCUCUCCCGCCGUAGUCAGCACUUACUCAGCAGCUCCCGUAGUUGCCCAAGCAGCUUUCGCCGCCCCUGCGGCUAUCGCAGCUCCGUCCGCUUCGUCUUAUCAAUCUCGUUUUGACAUUAAAUCGUCUCCAGCUGUAGUCAGCACUUACUCUUCUGGUCCCAUUGUGGCCCCAGUUCGUGCUGCUUAUGCUGCUCCUGCGGCUGUUGUAGCGCCUGUUUCAACCCCUGUUGCCGCAUCAACUUACCAAUCUCGUGUUGAUGUAAAAUCUUCUCCUGCUGUUAUCAGUACAGUUGGUGCUGCUCCCGUAGCGUACUCUGCUCCCAUAGCCACUGUUGCUUACAGAGCCCCAAUCGCAACAACCGCGUAUGCUGCUGAAGGCUGUGCGCAAGGUGUUGUAGAAACACCUGAAGUGGCCGCUGCCCGCGCUGCACAUUUGCAAGCAAAAGCUCUCGCAGAAGGUCACUUCAUUCAUAAACGAUCAGCUGGUUUGGUGGCCACUUUGCUGGGAGCAGGAUUAGCAACUGAAUCAUCAUCGCACCAAUCUCGUGUUGAAAUUAAGUCAUCGCCUGCCGUCGUCAGUACCUACUCCGCUGCUCCGGUUCUCUCAACAUAUGCUGCAGCACCAUUCGCCUACGCCGCGCCGAUCCAAACCGGAGUAUACGGCGUACACCCGUGGUGAGCUUCAUCGUGGAAAUGGGGAUCGUUGAUUCUCGGUUCAGAUACAUCGAACGACUGAAAUUAUUUGUACAGAAAUAAACUAAAAAAACAUAAAAUAUAA
Papilio xuthus (Asian swallowtail) is the source of this 2449-nucleotide messenger RNA. RefSeq names its product ice-structuring glycoprotein. The record is from RefSeq and is a predicted model, not a curated record. The transcript is spliced from 2 exons. NCBI's taxonomy places the organism in Eukaryota, Metazoa, Arthropoda, Insecta, Lepidoptera, Papilionidae. Bases 53 to 2350 code for a protein of 765 amino acids.